Penicillium cataractarum is the source of this 3357-nucleotide messenger RNA. Its product is annotated as RTP1/Tango6 family protein. Lineage: Eukaryota; Fungi; Ascomycota; Eurotiomycetes; Eurotiales; Aspergillaceae. The transcript has 3 exons. Bases 1 to 3357 code for a protein of 1118 amino acids. The record is from RefSeq and is a predicted model, not a curated record. Gene Ontology annotation, biological process: protein secretion.
AUGAAUGAGAUUCAAAAAUCACAAGGACAAUCUCUCGUGGAAAUAUUGAGCCGAUAUUUGGAUCCUUUGCCAGUCAGCGAUGAGACUGCUAGAACGGCCGUCGUCGGCAAGGCGUUGGAUCUACUGCAUGCAAUUCAUAGUGCGUUUGUCACGCCAGUGAACUAUCAGGAACCCUCUCAGCAACCCGAAGUCAAGGUCGAGAAUCCCGCUCUCGAAGAUGCAAAGCGCCGUCAGAUGAUCCAUGCAUUGCUGGACCUGAUUUCUCUGGAGGGAAUUUACCCGUCCCUCUCGUCCGGUGUUGGCAUUCCUUUGCAGCAAAGAGUGAUCUCGGUGCUACCAGCCGGAGUUAUUGCAAAGCAGACUACAGUGCCUGCAAGCAGCAUACCCCAUGAUGAAGCUCUUCUCAGCCAGAUUAUGAAAGUGCUUCUUAGCAUCACCCUGGAUGACAAAGAUAGCAUCCAGCCCAUCAUUCGAGGUCGCAUUCUGAGUGAUAUUAUCAGUGGGGCGGCCGAUCUCGCUUUCAACCCCAAUGUCAUCGGUUCAGAGGCCAAGGUCUAUCACCAAAAGGCUUUUUUCAAGAUAAUUGCUGACACUCCAAGCUCAGUUCUCCUGCCGACGCUCUCUGCAUUCCUCCAGGCAGAGACCACAGCAUGGUUCAAGUCUACCAUAUCAAAACAAAUCGCUCAUGUGCCACUUCGACCCGGUGGUGUCUUACAUACUAUCAUGUUUAUCGCCUCGCAAGUUGCCCCAACCCUUGGGCAGGAAGCCCAAAGCGAGCCAUCGAUCGGUCCUCAUUUCACAGUGCAGGGCAUGAUGCAGAUAUCAAGACUACUUUCAUCAGUUCCCCAAGAUGUUGAACCAUCGACAUACUUCAAUGCUAUUGCCCCACAGCUCUUAGAGCUACUUGAUGGAGAUGACCCGGACUUGAAGAGGACUGCCUCCUAUGUGAUUGGGAAUGGCAUUCUAGGGAAGCGUGCAUACGGUGCUCCAGGGACCAUUGGUCACUCUAUUUUUGUUGAGCCAAUCUUUGCGGCCCUGACUGCGGAGCUUGAUAAUUCUUCGAUGCGCUGGUUGUCAAAUCCAUUCAAGGGCGAAGGUUCGGUUUCUUUCAAGUCUGAAAAACGACCAUCAUUCAAUGUUGUCGUUGAAGGUGACCUUGUUGAUCUCGCACUUGAAAGACUAAAAAGUCUCGCACUGCAGCAUCCGAAUCCGGGACUUGUAAAGAGGGUCGUCCACCCCAUCCUCCUCCCGCUUUGGGGCUUGGCUUGUUAUUCUCAACAAGAGAAUUUGACGGACACACACGAGAAAGUCAUUGCCCUUCUACAGACCUACUUCAGCAUAUCAGUCGGUGUCCAACCACUGAAGAAACUGGUUGAUAACCUACUCUGGGAUGGAGGAUUGACUUGGACAUAUACCAAAUCUUCCCAAGGGCGAGUUGCCUUGAGAAGGCGAACAGGCUCCGAGAGUAGCCAUUCCGAUAUCAUUCGAUUGAUGGAUUCUUUACAAAUCCGAGUGGAUCUUUUUGUUAGCCUUCUAGGCUCGGACCCGAGUACCGAAGAGAGAACUGGUGAUAUUUUCCUGCAUGUCAGCCAGUCGUGGCUUGUGCAGUCUCGUGAUGCAACGACCGCCGGUGCAUCAGUCAAAGCCGAAAGAAUCGGUGAUUCUGAAAACAUCAUGCAGAAGCUGGUCUGUGCAAAGGUGGCCGAGAAGUUGCUUGAUAAUUUCAAGGACACUUUGUCACGACGUCCUUUACGGGUCCUGGAACUAAUCAAGCAAGUCAUUGAUGGAGAGCUGCAUAAUUUGAGCAGCAAAGAGACCACACAACAAUCCCAAAAGGCCGGCAAAGUCUCAUUAUCGUCACUUGCAAACAUUGUGUCAGAGGAAGGCCAUGAUCGAGACGAGGGAUCCGAUCAAGAUACCUCAGAGUCAUUGUCUACUGCUUUCAGCUUGCUGUCAACGGUUCUUGCAUCUCCCGAGUUUGCUCUAUCACAAGAAACGAAGACCCUCCUCGAGGAGAUCAAGGAUCACCUUGAUCAGCUCAUCCCACUCCUUCCAAGCGCACUAUCAAAACCGGCUACCACGUCAUCGAUGCUUCUGGAGAUUCAACUUACAUCCCCAGAGCACGACGAUACAAAGCCAGCCCCUCCGCAUAUCACAGACCUCGAAACCCACCGUCAAGCACUUGCAAACCUCAACUCGGAGCUGCCCCCAGUCCAAGCGGAAGGAUUCUCACUACUAUCGAAAUUGAUCAUGAAAUCCUCGCCAGUAUUAGAUAUCCCAUCAACCCUGACUCUCCUGCUCUCCAUAAUCACCGAUGUCUCCGAGGCUACUGCAAAUGACGAAUUUAUCUACCUCAAUGCCAUCAAACUCAUCGGCACGCUUGCCUCACGCCACCCACGCACCGUCGUCAAGACCCUUGUAGACAACUACACCGACAAGAGCGAACAACGAACCCUAGACCAACGCCUGAAAAUCGGCGAAUCACUCCUCCGAACAGCCCAAGACCUAGGCGAAGCAUUAACCGGAGAAACCGCCAAAAUCCUCGGCGAAGGUAUGAUCGCCGUUGCCGGACGUCGCGGCCACAAACCACAAACCCAACAGGCACGCCAACAACAAGAAGAAAAAGAACGAAGACGAAAAGAGCGCGAGGAGCGGAAACAGAAAGAAUCAGGGUUGCCAAAUCUCGCAGAUCUCAUGGACUCCGACUCGGAGACGGAAACACCCGAACAAAACGCCCACGCUGCAGCUAUCGUCGCCGCAUGGGGUGCUGGCGCGUCUGCAGACGAACAACCCGAAGACCUCCGGAUACGCGCCUCUGCGCUUUCCAUUCUCGCAUCUGCAGUACAAACCAACAUCCUCGGUCUCGGACCUGCAAUCAUCUCUUCAUCAGUGGAUCUAGCCCUAGCAACAUUAACGCUAGAACCAGCCCCCGAAAGCGCGAUCCUGCGACGUGCCAGUGUUGUUCUUAUCCUGGACAUCCUCAAAGCCCUUGAUACGGAGCGGGAAUCUCGGAAUGGGCAGGAUAUCGGAUUCGGUUUCUCUCUUACGGAUGACGGGAUGCUUCCAGGUCCACGGGAUAGUCGGACGCGCGGUCCAACGACGGUGGGCAAUAUCCCGGGUAUGCUGCGCACGCUUGGGUUUGUCGAGAGCGUGGAGACGGAUGGGAUUGUUCGGGGACAUUUGCGUGUGUUGAUUGAGAGUCUGGAGGCUUGGAUGGAGAAGUCGUUGAUGUGGGGGAUUGGGGCUCAGGAUGGUGGGGAGCCGAGACUGGAGCUUGGGGAUCGUAUUGCUGGGUUGAGUGUUGAUCCGUUGGCUGGAAGGGGUUCUGGGAGACCGCGCAUUGAAGAGAUUGAGUAG